Molecule: messenger RNA, 929 nt
Organism: Spinacia oleracea (spinach)
Lineage: Eukaryota; Viridiplantae; Streptophyta; Magnoliopsida; Caryophyllales; Amaranthaceae
Product: mannose/glucose-specific lectin-like
Exons: 4
Coding region: 138-641 (167 amino acids)
Source: RefSeq, a predicted model, not a curated record
AGUUAGAAGAUACCAACUCCAUUAUCGACGAUAUGUAGUAUAUAUGUAUAUAUAUACCCUCUUUGAUAGAUAUAUCAUAACCAUUGUAACGCAAUUAAUCAAUUUCAAGUUUCAUAUAUUUUUAUAUAUCCAACAAAAUGGCACAAGAAAUGGCAAUGAACCAAAUCGUUGAGAAGUACGGACCGUAUGGUUCUCAAUGUGCAACAAACUGGAGCGUGAUGCUUGAUGAAUGUGACAGCAUCAGGGAAGUGAUAAUUAGGCAUGCUAACAUUGUUGAUGGAAUUGGAUUCGUCAUAAUGGAUGGAAGUGGGUGUAACACCACUAAGACUGUUGGUGGCUGUGGUGGAAAAAUGUCCAGGAUUGUGUUGAAGCAAAACGAGUUUAUCACACAAAUAAGCGGAACCCAUGGAGAGCACAAAGGCAGCGGUUAUGAACGCCGUAUUACCUCGUUGAGGGUUCACACCAAUUUAUGUCCAGUUGGAUAUGGACCAUAUGGAUUAGCUAAGAACUGCCAGAAUGUUUGUAGUUUCUCAACUCCACUUGCAACAUGCGAUCCUAUUGUUGGCUUUUUCGGAAGGCAAGGAAAGUUUUUGGAUUCCAUUGGCAUUUUCGUGAAGAAACAGGGAUUCUCACCGUAUUAAAUUUGGUCAAUGGAUCGAGUUUGGAGCUGGUCACAUUAAGUGCCUAGCAAAAUAGGAGCUGAUCAUCUACAUGUGUUCAUGAUCGGUGUACCUUAAUUGAUAUUGCGUUAUCUAUAUAUCUAUCUAUCUAUCUAUCUAUCUAUCUAUCUUUAUUACAAGCAAAGUGUAUUUUGUACCAAUAAGCCGCAGUUUUAGCAGCCUCUUAAGUAUGAUUUGUAUGAUCAUUAAACUUAAGCAGAUGAUGAUGUAUUGUUAUUUAUGUUUGUCAUAUUGAUAUUAUAUAAUUAA